Olea europaea var. sylvestris is the source of this 1656-nucleotide messenger RNA. Its product is annotated as ribosome-binding ATPase YchF. Gene Ontology annotation, cellular component: cytoplasm. Bases 72 to 1289 code for a protein of 405 amino acids. Gene Ontology annotation, molecular function: GTP binding; ATP hydrolysis activity; ATP binding. Lineage: Eukaryota; Viridiplantae; Streptophyta; Magnoliopsida; Lamiales; Oleaceae. The transcript is spliced from 12 exons. The record is from RefSeq and is a predicted model, not a curated record.
GCCGCUAAGAAUUAGGAGCCACCACAUUAUAAUCAAAUUCUGCACGCUCUCAGCCCCAUUUCUCACCAUUAAUGGCUAGAAUAGUAUGCUCAAAUCUCAUUCCUUCAAUUACAUCACUACCAUUGAAGCCUUCACUCCUCUUCCAAUGGCCAAAUCUUUCAAAUUCUUCGCAUUCGAUGCUUUCCAUGAACAGGCGAUUUUCGUCAGCGAAAAUAAGCAUGAGCUUGAAAGCCGGCAUUGUUGGCCUCCCCAACGUUGGAAAAUCCACUCUAUUUAAUGCCGUCGUUGAGAACGGAAAAGCUCAAGCUGCAAAUUUUCCUUUCUGUACAAUUGAACCGAAUGUAGGAAUUGUAUCUGUUCCUGAUCCUCGUCUUCAUGUACUUUCUGAGCUCAGUAAAUCACAGCGAGCAGUCCCGGCAUCCAUAGAGUUUGUUGACAUUGCAGGGCUUGUAAAAGGAGCUAAUCAAGGGGAGGGCUUGGGUAAUAAAUUCUUAUCCCACAUUCGAGAAGUAGACUCCAUACUUCAGGUUGUGCGCUGUUUUGAAGAUAAUGAUAUUGUUCAUGUGAAUGGAAAAGUUGAUCCAAAAUCUGACAUCGAUGUUAUCAAUUUGGAGUUAGUCUUCUCAGAUUUAGAUCAGGUUGAGAAGAGAAUGGAGAAACUGAAGAAAGGCAAAGCUAAAGAUUCACAAUCCAAAAUGAAGGAAGAAGCAGAGAAGUCUGCACUGGAAAAUAUCCAACAGGCACUGAUGGAUGGAAAACCAGCACGAUCUGUAUCUUUAACGGAUUUUCAAAAGGAUGCUGUAAAGCAUCUGUGUUUACUUACAAUGAAACCUGUCAUAUAUGUAGCAAAUGUGGCAGAAUCUGAUCUAGCUGAGCCUGAAAGCAAUUCUUAUGUCAAAGAAGUUAUGAACCUUGCUUCUGAGUUACAAUCUGGACUAGUAACCGUCUCAGCACAGGUUGAAGCAGAACUGACUGAACUUCCACCAGAAGAAAGGAUAGAAUAUUUGAAGUCUCUUGGUGUUGAUGAAAGUGGACUGGGAAAUCUUAUUAGGGCAACAUAUGGGCUUCUGGGACUGAGAACAUAUUUUACUUCUGGGGAGAAGGAAACAAAGGCCUGGACCAUACAGGGAGGAAUGACUGCACCUCAAGCGGCUGGGGUUAUACACUCUGAUUUUGAGAGGGGCUUCAUUCGAGCAGAGACGGUUGCUUAUGAUCAUUUUGUUGCUGCUCGUUCAUUUGCUGCUGCGAGGGAGAAGGGACUUGAAAAAUGGGAAUCACACGGGGACUAAAUGAGAUUUUCUAGGGAAAAUGCUAGGGACAAAGUUGAGAUCGGAGGGAAAAGACUAUGUCGUACAAGAAGGGGAUGUGAUGCUAUUCCGGUUUAAUGUGUAACUGGAAUAUCCUCGACGGUGAAAUGCCUUAUUAGUUAUACAAUCAAGUUAGGUAGAACCCGAGAGUAUUGCCAAUUUCACGUAAAGACGAUAAAUCUCUCAAAGAGGCUAUUUUUUCGAACCAAAAUGUGUUUUUCAGAGACGGAAUAGACAAUUUUUGCUUUUUCAUUGAGAAUCCCACGAUUCAUGGAACUCGCGUCAAAUGCUUCCCAUUCAUGUAAUUUGUUUCAUAUAUUACUGAAUAAAGUUUUAUUUUUAUUAUUUU